Messenger RNA from Cyprinodon variegatus (sheepshead minnow), 1646 nucleotides. RefSeq names its product DNA damage regulated autophagy modulator 2 (gene dram2b). The transcript has 8 exons. Gene Ontology annotation, biological process: photoreceptor cell maintenance; regulation of autophagy. Gene Ontology annotation, cellular component: lysosome. Bases 212 to 1036 code for a protein of 274 amino acids. NCBI's taxonomy places the organism in Eukaryota, Metazoa, Chordata, Actinopteri, Cyprinodontiformes, Cyprinodontidae. The record is from RefSeq and is a predicted model, not a curated record.
AAAGGAGGAAGCGGCUGUUGGUGAAAUGUUUAGAAGCUUUUAGUUUGAUCAGAUUAUUUGCGUUAGAAGGAGUGGUGCAGACAGGUAAACAAGUCUGCGCUCCUGUUCAUGCCUCUCAGAUAUCUUUAUUCCAGCUGCUGUUGUCGUAAAUGAAGGUUAUGUUCUCUGGAAGAGCGGAAUAACGACGGUGAGAAUCAGCUGCGAGGGGAACAUGUGGUGGUUUCAGCAGGGUCUCUGCUUCCUGCCCGCCGCUUUGGUCAUUUGGACUGUGGCGUCCUUCAUCUUCGCCUACGUCACAGCGGUGGUACUGAGACAUGUGGAUCCUCUGCUGCCUUACAUCAGUGACACAGGAACUAUGGCACCAGAGAGGUGCGUGUUCGGGAUCAUGCUGGAUGUGUCGGCCUUUUUAGGCAUCGCCACGGUGUACGUGCGUUACAAACAGGUGGAGGCUCUAAUCGAUGAGAACGACAUCAAACUCAAAAGGCUGAACCGCUUAGGGCUGGUCCUCGGCUGGAUAAGCUCCUUCGGGAUGUGUGUGGUGGCCAACUUUCAGAAGACCACCCUGUUCUCCAUGCACCUGGUGGGGGCAGUGCUGACAUUCGGCGUUGGAGCGCUCUACAUCGUGUUUCAGACGGCGCUCUCGUAUUUCAUGCAGCCGCACAUCCACAGCAAGACUGUGUAUCGGGUUCGGAUCGGAAUUGGAGUUUGGACCAUGUGCAGCAUCAUCAGCAUGUUCGUGUCAUCGGUCAUCAUGUACAGCACGCUGUCAGGAGUGGACGUACCCCGUAAGCUGCACUGGAUCCCAGGAGAACCGGGUUACGUGGCCCACAUCAUCAGCACUGCUUCUGAGUGGUCCCUGGCCUUCUCCUUCAUCAGCUUCUUCCUCACAUACAUCAGGGAUUUCCAGAAAAUAAACUUGCGAGCCGUAGCAGUUUUGCAAAGCAACCAUCUUUACGACUGGCAUCAUGGAGGCGGCCCAUCCUCCCGUCUGAACAGACCCUCAGAAACCUCUCCCCUGCUGGGAGGAACAACAUGACACUGUGCAGCUGAAGAUUAAUCUGCUUCGCGUCUUUGGUUCAAUUGCUUAUAGCAUUUUUUAAGCAUGUUUUUAUAAAAAAAUAUCCAAAGACUUUUAACGAGGUCAGGGUGCUGUGACGUCUCUCCUGUGGUUUAUAAUGUAUACAGUCAGAAGCUCAGGUUCAGGUUUGUCUCCCCUUCAGUAGUCUGUGGGUGGCUAAGCUGCUAACACCAUAAAAAUGUCUUUGAAUUGUGUUUUAUAAGAGAUUUCCAUAUGUGUGCCGUGACUAAAACCUUGGCAACCAAACAAGCGGUAGCAGGAAAAGAAAUGUUCUUUCUUUCUAAAUUAAACUGACCAUAGGAAAGCCGUUAUUUAACCUGUUGCACUAUUGCCCGUCAACAUAUUUGCACCUUGAUGUAAAACAUUACUUGUUCCUAACAAAGUAAUUAGCUUAGACUCUAAACAAACGUUAUCUAACUUUUCUCUCAUAUAAAGGCAGUUAUUUCAUAUUAUAUUGGAUGGGGUUUUCCUAUCAUUUAACUGGCCUUGCAUUAUUUUCACAAUGAGAACUGGAUUAAACCUGUGAUAUACAAAGCACAAACAUCUCCAUGUUUAUGUUUGUAAUUAA